CGGCCUUGGGCUAUGGCUAUGGCGACCGUGCUGAUGGGGUGGAUUGCACGAGCACGGGGCCAGGAGGGCUCCGCUGCCGCGGCCGGCUCCCGCUAGUUGAUUUCUUCGUGGCUUAUGCUCAAACCUCUCGAAUCCUCUCUCAUUUCUUCGUUGCAGGGCCACUUUCGGUGAUCGGCCAGUAUUCCUGCCCACCUGGCUCUCUCUCUAUGGACACAUCACAGCUUCCGUCAUCGUCACCACUGUGCAAAGCGCAUUUGAUCUUUUGAGUCCCCCUAUGCUCAACUCAUUCAAUGCUAAUUCACGUGCGCAGCAUUACUAAGCUGGCUUCGGAUGCACGAACGGGAAGGACUGGAGCAGAUAAUCGGAUCUGCUGCGCACUAAUUUGAAAGUCGGAAUUCGUCUAUUGCAUCACGAGAUUAGGACUGGCGGAUUCCAAUCGUCCAGGGGGGGGGGUGGAUUCUGCAACUAUUGAGACGAUGGUCGAGAAUUAGCCUGUGUUUAACUUUGACGUGACCUGCAUUCCUGGAGGUACAGUCGGAAGGAACCUGCAAUCGGAGGAUUCCUUUUUUUCGACGACUGGUCUUUGCUCGACUACUGGUACUCUUCUGGUAAUCCCUAGGUAAUCCAGCUAGAGGAGUGAUUCUUUUCCAGCUGGGCUCAGCAGGAGCCUCAUCUUUGCUAGAAGGUUCACACCCACCCAGGGGAAGUUCAGUGGCACGAAACAAAUCCUCGACGUCCUCGACUUGGUGGUUUUUGAGUCCCGUCUUCGCACUCUUGUCCUCAUUGGAGUGCCACUGACGAACUGGGUCGAACGGGUAUCGUCAAGAAAUUUUACUCAAUACAGGUAUCGCUGGAGGCGAACAAGUUGCACAGUGUCAAUUUGUGAAAAAUAGUUCUGUUCGAUAGCUUCGUGUGGGUCCACUUCGGCUUGGAGCGUCGCUUUUUUGCUAAUACGGAAUCGUUUUUCGGUUAGAUUGAAGGUGUCAGAAAUUGUGGCGCUCAACUCUCGAAGCACUUCGGUUCAGCAUUCUUGACGGAGGAGUCAGGGACUUGAAGACUUUACUCCACGUAGAAAUAGGGCUAAGGAACACAUGUGGAAUAAACAAUAAACGCUGCGACUAAAUUGUUUAUCAGUGAACCCUCCUUGACAAUCUUUUCUCCUGCGGUCAAGCUUGUAAACCAUGGAAAAACCUGUAGAAGGGCGAAGAAACAGUAGUGUACAAUCAAAUCAUCUGCAGCAGGUAGAGCAGUGAGGUCGUAGAAACCCAUCUGUCGUCAACGCAUAUUUGCAGAGCAAUCUGAGCAGUGAAAUAUGAGCUGGCUGGAGAGAUCAUUCGGUUACCCGGAUUGCCGUCAGCAUAGCGAUAGUGUGUAUUAUGGAUACCCUAGAAAUAGUGUGGGUCCCCAGGAGCUGUCGAGCUUUUCGCCAAGCGGCUCAAGGUGGUGGGAAAGGGGGCAAGUAGAGCUAGACUUUGGCAGUUCCCGGCCGUGGCGAGAUUCUUCCAUCUUCGAGGAUCCGUAUGCCGUCGAUGUAUAUCAGGACAUGUACCCAAACUGGGGCAUGAGCCACCCCUACCGAGAGGGCGGGUACUUGUACGAGGAUGAAGGUUACUUACGCGAUACCAGCCGAUACAUUAGUCAACACAUUGGAACGACCGAGUUUUGCAAUUCUGAGAGUGACAGAUUCCGAGAAUUUGGCCAUGGCAGGGUGGCGUAUGAGCCCCCAGCAGCUUAUGAUGACAGAAAGUACUGGACAUUCAAUUACGAGGAGGAUUAUGACGCGAGGAGUGAGGCCUUAGCAAGGGCCAUGCAAGAAAGCUUAAUCCUUGAACGGAAUCCAGCUUCACAUGGUACCCCUACUGAUGCGCGUUCUCCGCAUUCGGUUCCGGCUCCAGCAAAAGAGUCUGGAGGAAUGCCGACAUGUGCUGGUUGUCAUCGCACGCUUGGGUCCGGAAAGUUUUUGACUUGUCUCAACCAGGAUUGGCAUCCGUCUUGCUUUUGCUGCCUGUACUGCCUCCAGCCGAUCGUAGAUCAGGAGUUCUCUGUGCAAGAGAGUGACCCCUAUCAUCGAGUCUGUUACAAGAAGCUCUUCCAUCCCAAGUGCGAGAUCUGCUACAAUUAUAUUCAGGCAAACGCUCAAGGGCAAAUAGAGUAUCGGUCCCACCCUUUCUGGAACCAGAAGUAUUGUCCAUCGCAUGAAAGAGACGGAAGUCGAUGCUGCUGCAGUUGUGAUCGCAUCGAGCCAGUAGAUCAACGAUACCAAAGCUUGCCAGAUGGUAGGAGAGUGUGUUCAGAAUGCCUGGAGUCCGCAAUGAUGGCCACCAAGGACUGCCAGCCUCUCUACCGCGACAUUAUAAGAUUCUACAGCGACAUGGGCAUGCGAAUCGAACAAGAAAUUCCUAUGCUUUUGGUGGAACGGGAGGCUCUCAACCAUGCUCGUGAAAGCGAGGAGGGAGGACACAGUCACGAACCAGAGACUCGAGGCUUGUGCUUGUCGGAAGAACAAACCUUUCCUGUUUUGGGACGUCAUGGGGAAAUGAGGCAACAAACACGACAUUCCGAAGUUACGGCUAUCCUUGUUCUUUGUGGGUUACCUAGGUUGUUGACAGGGUCUAUCCUAGCUCACGAACUGAUGCACGCAUGGAUUCGUCUUGACGGAAGAUUUCCGAAUUUGGAUAAUGUCAUAGAGGAGGGUAUAUGCCAAGUGAUUGCUCACAUGUGGUUAAGCUCGGAGCUUGAGAGCCUCACGCGAAGAGGGGGGUCGCCAAUCAGCAAACGCCUUGGAGAAUUUUUCCUGCACCAAAUUGAAACUGACUCGUCGCCUACCUACGGGGACGGUUUCAGAGCUGCUUAUGCGGCAGUUGCUACUUAUGGACUUACGAGAACCUUACACCAUUUGAGGCACACUGGCGAGAUAAUUCGCUAAAUGGCCUCAUGCGUAUACCCUACUUAACAAUCUGUGCACAUAGUUAUUCUCUCGCUCUCUGAAAUGCCAGCAAUUGCCGUGGAUAUUCCUCAUAUUCAGGUGAGGUAUAGAGGGUUCUUACAUGGAAGGUAAAAAUGAAACGUAUUUCUGGAGAGUGGAAAGUGCCAUCGGGGGGUCAGGAGGCCUUCCGGCUGAGAGCCAGUGAGCGAUAGGGCAGAUGAAUGCUAAAGAUCGAUCGAUUGCAGAUCGAGUGAAGAAUCAAUGUUUGAUGUAAAGUCUAAUCAAAGAGCCCAUGUGAGAAACUUCCUCAGUUUCGUAUAUUAUACAUC
Physcomitrium patens is the source of this 3255-nucleotide messenger RNA. RefSeq names its product LIM domain-containing protein HDR3. Lineage: Eukaryota; Viridiplantae; Streptophyta; Bryopsida; Funariales; Funariaceae. Gene Ontology annotation, molecular function: ubiquitin binding. The record is from RefSeq and is a predicted model, not a curated record.